Tachysurus fulvidraco (yellow catfish) is the source of this 3704-nucleotide messenger RNA. It is a transcript of the gene cnga2a, whose product is annotated as cyclic nucleotide gated channel subunit alpha 2a. NCBI's taxonomy places the organism in Eukaryota, Metazoa, Chordata, Actinopteri, Siluriformes, Bagridae. Gene Ontology annotation, biological process: monoatomic cation transmembrane transport. The record is from RefSeq and is a predicted model, not a curated record. The transcript has 6 exons. Bases 423 to 2447 code for a protein of 674 amino acids. Gene Ontology annotation, molecular function: protein-containing complex binding; cGMP binding; intracellularly cAMP-activated cation channel activity. Gene Ontology annotation, cellular component: intracellular cyclic nucleotide activated cation channel complex; plasma membrane.
UCCAGGCUACCUGUAGCCCUAUGUAGGAUAAGGGGUACAGAAAAUGGAUGGAAAUAUCUUGCCUUCUAAAAGUCAUUUCUGAAUUUCCUUACACAAUACUACACCAUUAAUAGUUAAUAAUGAAGUUUGCCUUUUAAACACUGGCAUGUUUUUCUGCAUACUGAAGAUUUAGGAAAUCAAUGUUUCCACACUAAAUUUGGUGUCUAGGAGGCAAAUAAAAAAAGAGUAAUCAAAAUCAAACCUUUCAAAACCGUCAAGGUCCAGACCUACUCUAUACUCUAUAUACUAUACUCUAGUACUCUAUAGUCACAGCCAAGAUCAUAAAGACUCUGUAAAGCACUUCAAGACCAAACUCAGGUUUUGAAACCAAAUAAAUAUAUGGUAUUUAUUCCUGAUGUUAAACUGCAUAGUUCUGUUCCAGCAUGACAGGACAAGUGCUGGAGGAGAGUGCAGAUUUAAAAGCCCACAGGCUCUCGGUGAAGACCUCAAUGGAGGACGAUUCAGAGAGAGCAGACAGCACGCUGAGUCGCGGCCAUUCUAUAUGUGAUGACACGUCCUCAGAGUUACAGAGGAUGGCCACACUUGAGCCUUGUGGCCCAAACUCUCAGAAUUCCUUCCGUGGUCGAGGAGCCCUGUCGAGGUUGGUGAGUAUGGUUGUGACACUCCGAGAAUGGGCUCAUAAGAGUCUUCAGGAAGAGGAAGAAAGGCCAGACUCUUUUCUGGAGCGUUUCCGAGGGCCUGAACUUCGCAUCACGCACAGCCGCAUCAGCAGCAAUCAUCCUGAUCCGCAAGACAGCAGCGUCAAAACCAAGAAAAAGUCAGACGUGUUCAUUCUUGCACCAGCCGAUGACAUGUACUACCACUGGCUGUUCGUCAUUGCCGCAGCUGUACUCUACAACUGGUGCCUCCUGGUGGCAAGGGCCUGCUUUGAUGAACUUCAAACCAACAACUACAUUCUGUGGCUGGUUUUGGAUUACCUCUCUGAUCUGGUCUACAUUCUGGACACCUGUGUGAGGCUGAGAACAGGUUUCCUGGAGCAGGGUCUUCUAGUGAAGGACCUCAAAAAGUUAAGACAGCGCUACAUCAACACUCUCCAGUUUAAGCUAGACCUAUUGUCCAUCCUGCCUACAGAUCUAGCCUACCUUGCUACAGGUAUCCAUGUUCCUGAGCUACGAUUCAAUCGCCUGAUGCGCUUUUCUCGCAUGUUUGAGUUUUUUGACCGCACUGAGACUCGCACCAGCUACCCAAACACGUUUCGCAUCAGCAACCUGGUGCUUUACAUCUUGGUUAUCAUCCACUGGAAUGCCUGCAUCUACUUUGCCAUUUCCAAAUCUCUUGGCUUUGGGUCAGACCAAUGGGUCUAUCCCAACAUCUCACAUCCGGAGUUUGGCACCCUGACUAGAAGUUACAUAUACAGUCUCUACUGGUCCACACUGACACUCACCACCAUUGGUGAAAUGCCUGCACCAGAACGUGAUGAGGAAUAUAUCUUUGUGAUCUUUGACUUCCUAGUAGGCGUCCUAAUCUUUGCUACCAUUGUAGGCAAUGUGGGAGCUAUGAUAUCCAACAUGAAUGCCACACGUGCCGAGUUUCAAGCUCGGAUCGAUGCCAUCAAACACUACAUGAAGUUCCGCAAGGUUAGCAAAGAGCUGGAGGCCCGGGUCAUUAAAUGGUUUGAUUAUCUUUGGACCAACAAGAAGACGAUUGAUGAGCAAGAAGUGCUCAAAAAUCUUCCCAACAAACUGCGUGCUGAGAUCGCAAUCAACGUGCAUCUGGAAACCCUCAAGAAGGUGCGAAUCUUUCAGGACUGUGAAGCAGGGCUGCUAGUGGAGCUUGUCCUAAAGCUGCGUCCUCAGGUCUUUAGCCCCGGUGACUACAUUUGCCGUAAGGGUGACAUUGGGAAAGAAAUGUACAUUAUCAAGGAAGGCCGGUUAGCAGUGGUCGCUGAUGAUGGAGUGACUCAGUUUGCUCUCUUGACAUCCGGCAGCUGCUUUGGUGAGAUCAGCAUUCUUAACAUCAAGGGAAGCAAAAUGGGGAACCGUCGCACAGCCAACAUCCGCAGCAUUGGCUACUCGGACCUCUUCUGUCUCUCCAAGGAUGACUUGAUGGAAGCUGUGAUGGAAUAUCCAGAUGCCAAGAAGGUGCUGGAGGAGAGGGGCCGGGAGAUCCUCCGGAAGGAGGGCCUGCUUGAGGAGCUGGGACUCGUUGGCCUUACAGGUGUACAGAUGGAGGAAAAGGUGGAGCAACUUGAGGCGUCACUGGACACACUGCAGACCCGCUUUGCUCGGCUCCUGGGGGAGUACACAGCCACUCAACAGAGGCUCAAACAGAGGCUCACUGCCCUGGAGAGCAGGCUGCAGCGCUCUGGAAGCGGCUAUCUCUCUGAUGGCAACGAGAGCACUACUGACGGCGACGGCACUCACAGUGAAGUGAACAUUCAGCUGUGACCACAACUGUUUCCCAAUAAGCUGGGAAAAAUAAAGCCAGUGAAAACAUAGAAAAAAAUGUACAAUAUGUUAGUAAAAGCAUUUAUUUUAGCUCAAAUAUUACCCGUUUUUCUAUAUUGCUCGUUUGGGAAUUCUUCAGUGAAUUGUUUUAGCUACAGUUUUUAAUAUUCAUGUUUAUUUAUCUGAGAGGAAAUCACCAGCAUUUGUAGACUGUAUAAACAAUCUAAGAUAAAUGACAGUUUUGAUCACUUUUAGAUUAAUCUUUAGCAUUAGAAUUAGCAUUGCAUACAUUUUAAUUCCUUAACAAAUGAACACAACAAUGUAGCUUUCAAAGCAAAAAGCUUUUACUGUAGUGAAGCUCAGCCAACUUGCCAUGUCAGCUAAACAAUUCUUUAUCAUUUUUACUCUGAUUUGCCUGUGUGUUCAGUGCAAAUUUAACAUUGAAAUGUAUUUCUCUACAGUAUUAUUUAUUCUUGAAAACAAGCUUUAAAAUAUAGCCUUUAUUUCCUUGUAUAUUCUUUACAUUUUGCUGUAUGUUUGCGAUGUAUAAAAUGAUCCUUUCGAGUGUCUUAUAGACUGUUGUACUAUUUAAGAUUAUGAAUAAGAUGUCUUUUUUGUGUACUGAUUUUUUUUCUUAAUAUUUAUAUUUUAUACAAUGCACUGGUUAUCAAUGCUCAAGUCUCUGUCAACGCUUUAAACGCUUUAAAGGUUAAGCAUAACAUUUUAAGAGGAAACCUAUGUGCACAUGCCAACAACCUGAUUAUUGAUUUGUCAUUUGAGAGAGUCAAUUCUAUGAGUCGACUCUUCUAGGGAGUUACUUUUGUUUCACCAAAACGCCUCCAUACUGUAGAAACCAUCCCCACGGUUGACAAAUAUGAAUGGUGAGAGUGUUUGACUGAUUGUCUGUAUGACAGUACAGUAUAUUAUGGGAGUAAUAAUCAGGAUUAAUUGAAAUGAAUCUUCUUAACGUAGCACAGACACCAGGCACAGACUCAUCUGACAUACUGUAAAGACUCUCCCAAGUACAUCUUCAGUACAUCUUCACAUUAGACAAUACAGAACAGAUGCAUGGAACAGAUGCAGUUUUUUAAAUCAUAUUCUUCUAUAAUGGAAAAAAACAAUGCAUUUUUCUUUUUCAUCACGUUGAGGGCUUUUGUAAAAGAAGCGAUUUCUAUAUGAUACGCUUAAAACGUCAGUUUCACCAUAAAAUUUCCCCACCAAAAGGAUAUUUUCAACCAAGAAGUCAUCUUUUGUCUA